Molecule: messenger RNA, 1768 nt
Organism: Carcharodon carcharias (great white shark)
Lineage: Eukaryota; Metazoa; Chordata; Chondrichthyes; Lamniformes; Lamnidae
Product: leucine-rich repeat and immunoglobulin-like domain-containing nogo receptor-interacting protein 1
Exons: 1
Coding region: 1-1674 (557 amino acids)
Molecular function (GO): protein binding
Source: RefSeq, a predicted model, not a curated record
AUGUUGACUGGAGCGGGACCCCGGGCUGGAUCGCGGCUCCUCCUCCUCCUCCUCCUGCUCCUGACUCCGGGGCUCGGCUGCCCCUCCCAGUGCCGCUGUUGGCCCCUCAACCGGACGGUCAGCUGCUCGGGCCGGGGCCUGGAGGCGGUUCCGCGGGGGAUCCCGGCCGGGACCCGGGCCCUGGACCUGAGGGGGAACCGGCUGCGGUACCUGGCGCCGGGGGCGCUGAGCGGCCUGGCCGCCCUCGACCGCCUGGAGCUGGCGGGGAACCCGCUCCUCGUCCUGCUGGACCACACCUUCCGCGGCCUGGGCCGCCUCAGCCGCCUGGAGCUCGGCGGCCCCCAGCUGAGCUACGUCGGGCCGCGGGCCUGGGCCGGCCUGGGCGGCCUGCAGCAGCUGACGCUGGAGGGGGCGGCGCUCCGCUCGCCGCCCGCCGCCGCCCUCGCCGCCCUGGCCAACCUCACCGCCCUCCGCCUGCGCCGCCUGCCCAACGUCGCCGCGCUGCCCGGCCGCCCCUUCCGCUCCCUCGGCCGCCUCCGCCUGCUGGAGCUGGACGCCUGGGCCUCGCUGGCCUCGCUGGGCCCCGACAGCCUCCUGGGCCUCAAUCUGCUCUGGCUCUCCGUCACCCGCUGCAACCUCAGCGCCGUCCCCUACGCCAGCCUCCGGUCGCAGGCCUACCUGCGCUCCCUCGACCUCUCCCACAACCCCAUCGGCGACAUCCGGGCGCCGCUGCUGCAGCACGUGACCCGCCUGGAGGAGCUGCGAUUGGUCGGCGCCCGCCUGGUCCGCGUCGAGCCCGGCGCCUUCCGCGGCCUGGUCCGCUUCCGGCUGCUGGACGUCUCGGCCAAUCGGCUGCCCAGCCUCCCGCAGUCGGCCUUCCGGUCGGCGGCCGCCCUCCAGAGCCUGGGCCUGGGCCGCAACCCGCUGGCCUGCGACUGCCGCCUCCUCUGGGUGGCCCGGCGGCGGCGGCGCCUCCGCUUCCUGGAGCCCGGGCCGACCUGCGCCUCCCCCGAGCGGCUCCGCGGCCGCCGCCUGGCCGAGCUGGGCGACACGCUGCCCGGCGGCUCCUUCACCUGCCGCAGGCCCAGGAUCCGCGACAAGCGGCCGCAGCGGCUGCGGGCCCGGGAGGGGGAGAGCGUCACCUUCCGCUGCUCGGCCGACGGGCAGCCCGACCCGGACAUCCUGUGGCUCAACCCCCGGCGCCAGCGGCUGGGCGGCCCGGGCCUGGGCUCCGGCCCCGCCGUCGGCCGAAGCCGCCUCCUGGCCAACGGCAGCCUGGAGAUCGCCUCGGUGCGGCUGCUGGACGCCGGCACCUACCUCUGCGUGGCCCGCAACGCCGGCGGCAACGACACGGCCUCGGCCUGGCUGCAGGUGCGGCCGCUCUCGCCGCAGGAGCUGGGCCUGCUCGGCCCGACCGACCGGGCCCCGCGGGCCGGCCUCCGGCCCGGGUAUCCCUUCGACACCCAGACGCUGCUGGUGGCCACCACCAUGGGCUUCGCCUCCUUCUUCACCGUGGUCACCGUCUGCUUCACCCUCCUCUCCAUCUGGAGCCGGGCCAGCGGGCCCAUCAAACACAACAACAUCCAGGUGGACUUUGUACCGCACGGGGGCGGUAGCGGCGGAGGAGGAGGAGACGGAGGAGAGGAAGCCCAGUUCAACAUGAAGAUGGUCUGAGGGGAGGUGCCACGGCCGCCUGGCCCCGCCCCCAGGGUGACACCGCUCACGCUCCGCCCCCAGGGUGACACGGACCCGGCCCCGCCCCCGCCCC